Messenger RNA from Uncinocarpus reesii 1704, 993 nucleotides. RefSeq lists its product as uncharacterized. The record is from RefSeq and is a predicted model, not a curated record. Lineage: Eukaryota; Fungi; Ascomycota; Eurotiomycetes; Onygenales; Onygenaceae. Gene Ontology annotation, biological process: carbohydrate metabolic process. Gene Ontology annotation, molecular function: arabinan endo-1,5-alpha-L-arabinosidase activity. The coding region runs from base 1 to 993 and encodes 330 amino acids. The transcript is spliced from 5 exons.
AUGCAUCGAGACAUUCUCUCACUGCUAGCAGCAACAUCGUUAUGCUCUGCCGUACCCCCUCCUGAGAAACCAUGCAAUCCUCCUGCUACGUAUCCAUUAACCCAUAACAGUUCAGCCAUAGCCCAUGACCCGGAUAUCCUCAAGCACGAAGACUAUUAUUACCUCUUGGGAUCAGGGCCUGGGAUACGCUUUUCCAGGGCAAGAAGUUUAAACGGCCCUUGGGAAGACCUGGGGGCCAUUUUGGACAAACCGAGCAUUAUCCCAAAGGGUGACCGAGCGAAACCCUGGGCCCCCUCAUCGGGCUCCAACGACAGCGCGAUUGGAGUCGCAACUUCUAAACAGAUGAAACCUGGGAGCUGGACAGAUCAUGGUGCGCUCGUCCAUACUGGAACCGGCCCCGGUUCCCAGAGAGAGCCCUUCAAAGGAUCCAACGCCAUCGAUCCGCAGGUGUUUAUUGACCCGAAAGACGGUCAAGCGUACUUGAAUUAUGGGAGUUACUUCUCGGGCCUCUGGCAGGUCCCUUUGAGUGAUGACUUGAUGUCACUCAAGUACCCCGACAAGGUCGAUGGCAGGCACCUUGUUAACAAGCCCACAGGAGUAGAGGAAAAUAGCUUUAUCACAUUCAAGGAUGGCUUCUAUUACCUUUGGUUUAGCUAUGGACAGUGCUGCAAUUUUGAUCCGGGUAACCUUCCUGAGGAUGGAAAAGAAUAUUCGAUUCGUGUCGGGCGCUCGAAGAAUGUUCGUGGUCCAUUUGUAGACAAGUGCAGCAGGGAAUUGACAUCCGGAGGUGGCCAUGUUGUGUAUGGCUCGAACCAUAAUAAACAGGUAUACGCACCUGGUGGGCAGGGCGUGUUGCCCGGGGACCCACAAGACAUUUUAUACUAUCAUUGCUUGAAUACCAGUGUUGGUUUAGAAUAUUUGGACGCCUACAUGGGAUGGAGCUAUCUUGAGUAUGUCGACGGUUGGCCUGUCGCUACAUCCGACCCUGUUUGA